Ostreococcus lucimarinus CCE9901 is the source of this 1047-nucleotide messenger RNA. RefSeq lists its product with no specific name. The transcript has a single exon. NCBI's taxonomy places the organism in Eukaryota, Viridiplantae, Chlorophyta, Mamiellophyceae, Mamiellales, Bathycoccaceae. The record is from RefSeq and is a predicted model, not a curated record. Bases 1 to 1047 code for a protein of 348 amino acids. Gene Ontology annotation, molecular function: oxidoreductase activity.
AUGCGCGCCGCGCGCGCGUGCGCCGAGACGCGCCGCGUCGCCGUCGUCGCCGACUGCGAGGUGCCGGCGAUCGGCGCGCGCGACGUGCUCGUGGAGGUGCGAUGCGCGACGGUGAAUCACAUCGACGUCAACGCCGCGCGCGACGGGUACGCGGUCGACGUCUACGCCGGCGCGCCGAACGCGCGACGCGCGUGGACGCCGGGACGAGAGUUCUCGGGCGUGGUGCGCGCGGUCGGCGCGAAGACGCGAGGCUGGCGGGUCGGCGACGAGUGCUACGGCGCGACGGCGCCGACGACGCGGCGCGGCGCGUGGGCGACGUACGCGAAGGCGCCGGCGCACGCGGUGGCGAAGAAACCGCGAGGAAUGACGCACGAGGAGGCGAGCGCGAUACCGUUCGCGGCGCUGACGGCGCACAGGGCGGUGAUGGAGCGAGGACGGGCGAGGGCGGGGGAGCGGGUGUGCGUGCUGGGCGGCGGCGGCGCGGUGGGGACGGCGGCGUGCGCGCUGGCGAAGAGCGCGGGGUGCGAGGUGGUGACGACGGCGCGCGCGAGCGACGCGGUGAGACUGCGAGAGGUGAUCGGGGUGGACGAGGCGCACGAUUACGAGCGAGAGGGGUUUUCGUUGCGGCGGGCGACGGCGGCGCGAGCGCCGUUUGAUUUGGCGGUGGAUUGCGUGGGGACGGCGCGGACGGAGCGGAGCGCGAUCGAGUUGUUGAAGUACGGCGUCGGACGGUACGUGACGCUGCACGGGGAUUUGGGCAAGCACAUCGCGAGCGAGCGAGGGAUGGUGUACGGCGCGAUGAGGGGGGUGGGCGAGUACGCGCGGAAGGCGACGAUUACGCGUUGGCAACGCGACGUCGGGUACGAGCAAGCCGUCAUGCGUUUAGAUCCGGACGCGAUGAUCGAUAUCGCGCGUUUAGUCGACAGUGGUAAGCUGCGCGUUCCCGUCGGCGAGGUUUUGGCGUUGGAGGACAUCGAACGCGCGUGCGAUUUAUUGCGCGAUCCCGCGGUGUUUGGGAAAAUCGUCGUUCGCGUGUCCGAGGGGUAG